Molecule: messenger RNA, 2537 nt
Organism: Tuber aestivum (summer truffle)
Lineage: Eukaryota; Fungi; Ascomycota; Pezizomycetes; Pezizales; Tuberaceae
Source: the annotation of a GenBank genome assembly
AUGAAGUUUUCCUUAUUUUCUCUUGGCCUUUCGGGGCUUUUCUCUCUCGGCGCUUCCCUGACGAUCUCUGAAAUCAAUGGCCCGGCACACAGGUCUCCCUGUGAGGAUAAAGACGUGACAGAUGUCACUGGCCUUGUCACCGCUAUUGGUCCUUCGGGUUUCUUCCUUAGGGAUACGGCUCCCGACAGCCUUAUCCAGACAUCGAGUUCGGUCUAUGUCUUCACUUCCUCCUCGACAACCAUCCGGGGUAACAUCGCCGUCGGCGACAUAAUCACCAUCGAUGGACGUAUCAUCGAGUAUAGGAGCAACAGAGCGUACUUGUUCUUGACGGAGAUCAGUGUACCGAAGAACCUGCGCAAGGUGUCCAGCGGGAACAAAGUCGAGCCAGUUGUGCUUGGAAAGGAGAGGUCGCCGCUAGUGUAUCGCUACUCUGGGAUAGACGAGAAGGCCGGCGGAGUAUUUGCUGUGCCGAACAACCAAAGUCUGUAUUCGGUGGUAAAUGCUACGGUUGAGGAGGAAAAGUAUGGAUUGGACUUUUGGGAGAGCUUGAGUGGGGAAUUGGUUAGAGUUCCUGGACCUAUUGCGCUUUCUAAGCCGAGUAACUUUGGGGAUGUCUGGGUGCAUGGGGAGUGGAGGGUUACUGGGAAGAAUUCUCGAGGGGGUUUGACUAUUGUCCCCGGUAUGGGUUGGAUGAAAGACCCAAUCCGAUUUUGAGGCAAUGGCUAAUGGGAAAUAGGAUCCUCGGGAGCCGACGCCAAUCCGGAGGCUAUCCGAAUCGGCUCCCCUCUCGACGGUACUAAAAACGAAGCGACUAGGCUCGGUGAUAAGCUAGAAGAAAUCACCGGUGUCGUCACCUAUGCCUUCGGUUUCUAUACAGUCCUCCCACUGACCGCGGUCAGGGUUAGGUCUAACGCGGAACCGUCUCUCCCACCGCCAACAUCGCUAAAGUCUAGCUCCACCUGCUCGGGCUUGACCUUUGGCUGCUACAAUGUCGAGAACCUCGCUCUCAACUCAGCACACCUACCUAAGGUCGCAGACCACAUUGUGACAUAUAUGGGCACCCCAGACUUCGUCUUCUUGCAGGAAGUCCAGGAUGAUGACGGGCCAAAUAAUUCCGGUAACGUAAGCUCGAACCAAACGCUCGCCGCGCUAUCUGCAGCUGUAAGGGAGCGCUCGGGGGUAAGCUAUAUGUUCGCCGUCAUCGACCCCGUCGAUGGGAGGGACGGUGGCCAGCCCGGAGGAAAUAUCCGGGUAGCAUACUUAUACAAUCCGGACUUCUUUACCCCGCGCAACCCAAACUUAGGGUCAAGCAUAGAUGCCACGGAAGUCCUCCCAGGACCGGAGUUGAAAUUUAACCCAGGGAGGAUCGAUCCUGCGAAUGUCGCCUGGACUGAUAGUAGAAAGCCACUUGCUGCUGUGUUUGAUAUUAAAGAUGGUGACAAGGUUUUCGUCAUCAACGUGCACUUUACGAGCAAAGGCGGCAGCAGCAGCAUCCAAGGCGACGCCAGGCCGCCAGUUAACGGUGGUGUCGCAGACAGACAAGCUCAAGCCGAAACUGUCGCUGUAUGUCCAUUACUUUGAGACCUAUACCAUAUCUUGGUUGCUGAUGUAUAUAGUCAUUCGUCUCCAAAAUCCUCGCCGAGGACCGCGCGGCAAAGAUAAUAAUUGCAGGUGACUUCAACGAAUUCACAUACGUAUCCCCGAUGCGCGCCUUCGAUGGAAUAGCCUACGACCUCGACAUAGUCACCUCGAUUCCAGUCGAGGAGAGAUACACCUAUCUUUUUGACAUGAACAGUCAGCAAUUGGACCACAUGUUAGUCAGCUAUGAGAUUACGCAGAGGGAUCCGGAGUAUGAACACGUGCAUGUCAAUACCUGGAAUAGUUUAGAGGGAGAAGUGUCGGAUCAUGACCCCAGUGUUGCGAAGCUGAACGUUUGCAAAUAGACAAAGGGGGACCAGGAGGGAAAGGCCAAAAUCAGAGGGGGCUAUAAUAAUGUUAUAUGGCUGUUACCAUUUAUGAGGUAAUUAGAGGGCCCCCGCAUCUAAGUGCUCAGGGUGGGGUUAUUCGUUUUCUUUUUUCCCCGAAGGAUCGCUCCUCAAGCAUUGCUUAGGCUGCUGAGGCUGGAUGCCUCCAACUUAGGGUUAUGUUUGUAUUCUUUCAUCCUCACAGGGUCUGGGUCCCUAUGAGAUUCCGCCAAGUAUCGCCAAAUUCCUAUCCAUAUUAGUUGACAACUCACUGCCAACGCUUCCACUAUCUUCCUUCGUUACUUGCAGAUAAUCAACUUCUCUCGCCCCCAGCACCUGCCAACAGCCCUGUUGGAGGUCACACAGAAGAGGUCGGAAUUGAAGUGCAAAGUAAUAGGACUGAUAAAAAUGCUAGCGAUAUGAGGAUAUACGGAUACCCACACUUAGGUCAUGUAUAAAGGUUUGGCUUGGUUGGGUUCAGGGCACUCCUGUUUUGGGUGUUGGCAUUCAUGUUUUCCUUCUUAGAUAGCUUUCUCUCUUUCUUUAGUUAGCGUUAUCGAUCAUCUCUCCUCC